AUGUCACAUACCGAUUCCAGAACGCCACCAGCAAACGUCGAAUUCUUGACUUCGAUUGAAAUAAGGCUUAUUCUUCGCGAAGCUGUUAUAAAUUGUUCCGAAAGGGGAUUAUACUUUGCAGCGAAAUGGGCCGCCGAAACCUUGGAUGGGCUUCCGACAUCUGAUGAAUCUUCAGAGGAAAUGAAAAUGGAUAUUUCCCACGAUUCAUUUUUUCAACAAAAACAAAAAUCUACAUAUCUUGAUCGAGUCGAAUAUGACAAAUAUCUUCUCGGAAAAUCUUACUUUGAUGUUAAAGAAUUUGAUCGGGCUGCCUUUGUUCUAGAAAAAUGUAGAUCUGCAAAAUGUAGAUUUUUGAGAAUUUAUUCUAAAUAUUUGGCCGGAGAGAAAAGGAAGGAGGAAGAAAGGCAAGAUAUCAUGGGGCCCUUGGAAAACGAAAAGAGCUUAAAUAAAGAAAUUCAAAGUUUGUGGGAAGAGAUGGAAUCAUGGCGUGAAGAAGAAGAGGAAAUGGAUGGGUUUCUAGUAUACCUAUACGGUCUUAUCAUGAAACAAAAGAACCCGCAAUCAAAAGGCAUCAAAGAUAUAUUUUUGGAUUCCGUAUGCAGAUAUCAUUAUAAUUGGAGCGCUUGGUUAGAAUUAGCAAGUUGUAUAACAACUAAAGAUAUGCUAGAAGAAGUUGUCAAUCUACUACCGGAUACAUUUAUGACAAAGUUUUUCAGAAUUUAUAUGUCUGUUGAGUUGUUGGGAACACCACAAAGCUUUAGAGAUUUGGUCGACGCUGAAUUUCGAGAGAGAUUUCCUAACAGUAAAUUUCUACAAACUCAGGAAGCACUGAUGUAUUAUCACAAUAGAGACUAUGCUGGAUCAGAAGCAGUAUUUGAUGAGAUAAUUAAAACUGACCCAUACAGACUUGAAGAAAUGGAUAUUUAUUCAAAUAUCUUAUAUGUGAUGGAAAUGAAAUUUGCAAAGCUAAGUUUUUUAGCACACAUGUGCGCAUUUACAGAUAAAUACCGUUCUGAGACCAUGUGCGUUAUAGGAAAUUAUUACAGCUCGAAAGGGGAUCGUGUUAAGGCCAUUUCAUAUUUCAGAAGAGCAUUGCAAGUGAACAGGAAUUGUUUAUCUGCGUGGACUUUGAUGGGGCAUGAAUACGUAGAAUUGAAAAAUACUCAUGCUGCAGUUAUUUCGUAUAAACGAGCAGUAGAGAUAAAUUCUAGGGAUUAUCGGGCGUGGUGUGGUCUUGGACAAACAUAUGAAUUUCUAAAAAUGCCAUAUUAUGCUUUGUACUAUCUCCAACGUUCCUUGGCAAUAAGACCAUAUGAUGCACGAAUGUGGAUACGGUUAGGGGCGCUUUACGAACAAAUUAAUGUUACUCGCGAGUCGAUUAAAGCCUAUACUCGAGCCCUUUCAUGUACCGAUAUAGAUAUAAAUACUGAAGCUCAAGCUACAGUAAAAUUGGCUUCUUUAUACGCAAAUUCUUCAAAACCUGAUAAAGAAAAAGCUGCGGAACUUUAUACCAAAAUACUUAAACGAAAGGAUUUUCCGAUAGAAGAAGAAGAUAUUAGAGCAGCUGAAUUAUUUUUAAGCGGUUACAAGCAAGAAAAUCAAGAAUUCGCUGGCACAUCGGAUCAAAAUAUGUCUAUUUUGAAUGGCGAGAAAACUGUGAGCACAUAA
Molecule: messenger RNA, 1668 nt
Organism: Acaulospora morrowiae
Lineage: Eukaryota; Fungi; Glomeromycota; Glomeromycetes; Diversisporales; Acaulosporaceae
Source: the annotation of a GenBank genome assembly